AUGAAUGGUUUAAUAAGAAGAAGUUUGAUUUCAAGAGCAGGAAUUCCAGGAUUUGGGGUUGGAAGAGUUGGCAUAGGACUUGGAAUUAGAAGGAUCCAUGAUCAGCCCAAGUUUCAAACCCAAGAAGUAUCUAAAAGAGUAGUUAUUGGGAAUGCAAUACUUCGUAGGAUACCCAAGUUCCUACAACCAUUUAGUCGUCGAUUUUUGGAUGCCCCAGUGACCCAUGUAACGUCGUUUAUAAUAUUGCACGAGUUAACUGCGAUUAUUCCAUUAAUUGGAAUAUGGUGGGUAUUUCAUAAUUAUCACGAUAUGAUCCCCAAUUGGGAUUUCACUAGUUAUGGGAUAGAUCAAGUAACUAGGAUAAUUGAUAAAUCGUUAAAGAGUUGGGAUUUCCAAGAUUAUUCAAUUAAUGAAAAGGCCAAUUUUAUAAUGGAAGGAGCAUACUCAUAUAUAAUAGUUAAGACCUUAGCGCCAAUAAGAAUAAUGAUUAGUUUAAGUAUGAUGCCAUUUUUCUCCAAAUGGGUAAUUGAGCCAAUUAAGAGAAGAUUUGGAAAAAAGAAGAAGGAACCAGAGAAUAAAUUAGGAGAAUCUACAGUUAAACAAAUCAAUAAACCAAGAUUAUAG
Hyphopichia burtonii NRRL Y-1933 is the source of this 624-nucleotide messenger RNA. RefSeq lists its product as uncharacterized. The transcript has a single exon. Gene Ontology annotation, cellular component: mitochondrion. The record is from RefSeq and is a predicted model, not a curated record. Lineage: Eukaryota; Fungi; Ascomycota; Pichiomycetes; Serinales; Debaryomycetaceae. Bases 1 to 624 code for a protein of 207 amino acids.